Phytomonas sp. Hart1 is the source of this 1758-nucleotide messenger RNA. The record is from the annotation of a GenBank genome assembly. Lineage: Eukaryota; Euglenozoa; Kinetoplastea; Trypanosomatida; Trypanosomatidae.
AUGAAAACUGUGGCCCUUCUCUCCGGUGGCAAGGACAGCGUCAUGUCGGUGUUGUUGGCGAUGCGGCAUGGCCACACCCCCGUUGUCAUCGCUAACAUGGAGCCUGGGGAGGAGGUGGACGAGGUCGACUCUUACAUGUACCAAACGGUCGGCCACGAGGUGAUCGAGGACCUUGCUCGGUGCCUGGAGCUCCCCCUUCGCCGUUCAACGGUGGUGCGCAAUCAGGCAAAAGACCAGUCCCUUCUCUACACCCACGCGCCCCCUGAGGACGACGAGGUCGAGGUGCUUUACCGCCUCCUCAAGACCAUCCUGGUGGAGUUCCCCGAGGUGCGCGGGGUCACGAGCGGCGCGAUCUUGUCGAACUACCAGCGCAACCGUGUGGAGUGCGUCUGCCAGAGAUUAGGCCUUGUUUCCCUGGCUUACCUUUGGCAUCAAAAGGCGGAGGAUGUGCUGGAUAUGACGGUGGCUCUACAUAUGAGGGCUAUUUUAGUAAAGACAGCCUCGGUUGCGCUUGAUCCCCGGGUGAUCCUCGGAAAGACGAUCACAGAGGUUCGUCCAACGCUCGAAAAGGUGGCAAGCAUGUAUGGCACGCAUAUGGCUGGUGAGGGGGGUGAGUUUGAGACUCUCGUACUUGAUUGCCCUCUUUACAAGUCUUACUACUUGCGUUUAAAGGAGCAGAAAUUGGUGAUGGUGGACUCGAACGAAUAUGCCCCAUCUGCCCAUCUUGUGCUCCGCGUUGAGCGAGUUGAAAAGACGGAGGAAGAGAAGCGUGUCGAUGCAGAAGUUCUUCGCAGGUUGCUUAAGGGUGAGAUUUCCUUUCCUUCUGAUCGCACGGCCGUUUUCGCGCGUGUUGUGGAAAGGGCUCUCCCUUUGUGGACCCACGUAAAGCCCAAGGUCCUAAUGCACGUCCCCCAAGUUGACGGUGGCAUCGAAAGGUACUGGGAUAAAUCCUGCAUUCAACUCUUCUUGACAUCCUCCACCACACCAACCAAAAGCAGGGAGGUGGAAUGUGUCGUACACGAAUUUUUAGACCGCAUCCGCGCUUGGUUGGGGGAUGACAAAGUUUUGGUCCACAUCAUCGUCUACCUUCCCAAUUUCAUCGAGUUUGAAAGCGCAUUUCGGUUGGCCUACGAGGCUGCCACGUCCUCAAUUGAUCCGCCUUGCUUUACCAUGUUGGGAAUUCGUAGUGAGCCCGGUGCGACGCCGUGUUUUGAGGUGCUUGCCGCGCCGAAGCCCAGUUCCGAUGCGCGCACAGCCAACGCGGAUGUUUUGCACGCGCAAAGCCGUAGCAGUUGGGCUACCGGGUGUGCAGGGCCGUACGCUCAGGCGCGUCGAGUAGCUUGGUCGGAUGGGUCCUCUCGAGUGAUUACGAGCGCGGUCUUAGGGCUUGUUCCAGAGUCCUGGACGCUUGCCAGAGCAUCCGAUCUCAUGGGAAUCGUCCCUGAUAAUGCUGCUGGGCGAGCCAUGACUACCGUGACGAAAAGUUUUAUCGCACAAUUCAUUUAUGCAGUCUGGAGUGCUGCCGCAUACGGAUCUGUUUUUGCGAAGGAUCUCUGUGAGUGUACGCACGUGACGGUUUAUGUAUGUGCCACGGUUCUUGAGGAGGGCGAUGCCGCCUCCUUGAUUCCUGCUUUAUGGACAUGCUUUUCGGAGAAGAAGUGGGAGAAGGUAAAGGGGCGUAUCCUUACAGUGGUUGCGUUACCUCACAACGCAGCCGUACAGAUUUUGUUGGAAUGGUGUUCUGAGGCGAGCUCGUGA